This is a messenger RNA of Alternaria postmessia, 1002 nucleotides long. RefSeq lists its product as uncharacterized. The record is from RefSeq and is a predicted model, not a curated record. Gene Ontology annotation, molecular function: FAD binding; D-amino-acid oxidase activity. The transcript has 3 exons. Bases 1 to 1002 code for a protein of 333 amino acids. Lineage: Eukaryota; Fungi; Ascomycota; Dothideomycetes; Pleosporales; Pleosporaceae.
AUGCCUAAGCACAUCGCCAUCGCCGGUGCUGGUAUUACAGGCCUCGCGUGUGCCUACCUGCUCUUGGAAGCUGGCAACAAAGUCACCAUUGUAGCGCGAAACUUAUAUGGCGACAAGUCUACUGAAUGGGCUAGUCCAUGGGCAGGUGCCCUCCUAGCACCACAUCCUAACACUGGUUUCAAUGAUCUCCAACUGGCAUCAAUCAACUUCUACAGCCAUCUUCUAGAUACGGUCCCGGAAAGUGGAGUAAAGAGGAUUCGCAUAACCGAAUACUACGAUGAUAGACCCCGAACAGCACCUGUGUGGUACAGACCUUAUAUGCAAAACUUCCAGAUGCUCCAAGAAUCUCAACUUCCCCCUGGCGUUACACUAGGCUACUCUUACAAUGGACUCGUCGUCAACCCGAACGACAUCCUCCCCUGGCUAACAAUUCAACUCCGGAAUCGAGGAGUCAAGUUCAUCCAAAAAGCUGUAUCCUCUAUGCAGGAUUUACAAGACCUAACCGCAGCAGAUAUAGUGGUAAACGCCAGCGGUAUAGGCGCACGAGGUCUUGCAAUCGACCCCACCGUCUACGGUAUCCGCGGUCAAACAAUGUUUGUCGACUGCGCAACCUCUGGAAGAUCUUCUCUGCUAGACCAAGCCAUCCUACAUCAAGGCUCUCAUUACACGUAUUGCAUUCCUCGCUCGUCAGAUGGCGGCAUAAUCUUGGGUGGCGUCAGUCAACCGUCCAACACUCAGACUCAGCCAGACAGGAGUUUGCGACCGGACAUUCUUGAACGCGUCAACACGAUGACUAACGGGAAGUUCGACUGGGUUGAUCUAAACAAACAUGGUGAGGAUAUCGUGGGGUUCCGACCUGCGAGAGAAGGCGGCCUGAGGUUGGAGAGAGAGGGUCACGUAGUGCAUGCGUAUGGCGUUGGUGGAUUGGGGUAUCUAUAUGCUUUUGGGGUAGCGGAAAGGGUGAAAGACCUUGUCGAGGAAAGCGUUAAGGCGAAGUUGUGA